AGGGUUUUAGAAUUCCAUUCCAAUCUCCAUUUCGAUCUCAUCUCUGAGCUCGAUUUUCUAGUUGGAGAUGACGGUGCCUUUGGGAUCCCUUCCUCUUGGUUUCCGCUUCCAUCCCACCGAUGAGGAGCUCAUCAAUCACUACCUCAAGCGUAAGAUCAAUGGACGUAUCCGCUCCGACGUUGAGGUUAUCCCUGAGAUCGAUGUCUGCAAGUGCGAGCCCUGGGAUCUCCCUGAUAAGUCGCUGAUACGAUCUGAUGAUCCGGAGUGGUUUUUCUUCUCGCCGAGAGAUCGGAAGUACCCUAAUGGCCAUAGGUCGAACCGUGCGACGGAGGCGGGGUACUGGAAGGCUACUGGCAAGGAUCGCACCAUUCGGUCUCGUUCCUUGGUUGUUGGCAUGAAAAAAACUCUUGUCUUUCACCGUGGCCGUGCUCCCAAGGGCGUUCGAACCAACUGGAUCAUGCACGAGUACAGGACUACUGAGCCUGACUUCGAAUGCGGCGAGCAGGGUGGUUUUGUUCUUUGCCGCUUGUUUAGAAAGCCUGAAGAAAGGAGUCCAAGUCCUAAUAUUGAUGAGAUGGAGAUAAAUGAGGUGUCUCCUUCACCUCCCAGAUCUUCUCCUGAUGAAAUCCCACAGGAACCCGAUGCAUCAGUAGAACUUGCCUCGCCCGUGAACCAAAAGCUUCCUGUGUCAAUUGGACAAGGUGUUCCACAAUCUUUGCCUGAUUCUACUGAAAAGCAAUCAUCAGGUAUUGAGAGGUGGCUAGCAGAUAAAGCGGAAUACCCAGCGGUCUACACUGUAAAACCAGAGAGUGACAACUUCAAUAGCAAUGUUUCUCGGGAUUCAGGUUUUCCUCAGGCUGAAGAAGAAACAGAGGAUCAUCUCUUGAUGCAUGAGAUAGCGCAAAUUUGUGAUGCCCAAUAUGAUCAGAUUUAUUUUGAUGGGUUUCCCAAUGUUUCUUCGCCAGCGCUCCCAUACACAAACUAUCCUUUCACUGACAAUCCUGCCAUUGGCUCAGAUAUGGGAUUGCUUGAGGGUGUUAGUGAUGAUCCAAGCAUUGCUGCAUUCUUGGAUGCAAUUCUCAGCCAUCAAGAUGAAGAUUCCUCUGGGGACUUCUGUUUACAGAGCUGCAUUCCUGAGAUAUCCGUAGAAGGACAAAGUUUUACAGGUGCACCCUUGGGGGAGUCACCUUCAGUGAAGGAUAAUGGAUCUAUCAGUGAUGCUGAUACUGAAGUAGGAUUAGCAGAGUGUGGUCUGCCUCCGGGUGCUUCUGACUGGUCAUUCCAGCCUCCAUUGUUAAUUAGAGAUUCUCUGCAUGUUAGUUCUAACAUACAACAAGAGAUUGCACCUGUAUCCUUAUUGUCCACUGAAAGUUCUGCACCUGAGGUUUCUCUUGUGGAUUCUGCGGCAGAUUCAGCCUAUGAUUUGCUCCAUAGUUUUGCAGAUUCAACCUAUCAGAAUAAUUUUAACCAAGAAGGUCAUUCAGAGGAGACUGAAGUAGUUAUCCGCAGACAUCAGCCUCAGUACCGUAAUAGCAUGACCAACAUGUUAGCCAACCAAGGCACUGCAUUCAGAAGGAUUCGGUUGCAACUUCCGUUUGAUGAGGAACAAUUGUCAUUUGGCAACGAAGAAUCAAGUGAUACUAAAAAUGAUGAUGAAUUUAGUGUGGCAACUGUUGCAUCAAGCAAUAAUAAAGAUGGUCAGGAGGUUAAUCAACUUGACACUGGAGUGAACAGUUAUCAAAAAGAUGAUUAUGUUCCUGAGAUGGGGGAUUGCAACUCUAGCAAUACUGAGGUAUCUAAUUGUUUGCUUGAUGAUAACAAUGGCAAUUUGGAGGUCAAUAAUGUGGUCAGGGAAAGCAAGGCUGAGGAUGAAGAUGAAGUUUUACACACUGCACACCCAGAUAAGCACAACAACUUAGCUAGCUAUGAGAUUAACACCAUCACUCAGAAGAGCAUUUCUGUUCAGCUGGAGACUCUUCAGGACUCUGGACCUACUCUGAGGUUGAGAUCAAAAUUAACAAAUUACUCCAAUGGGAGCAAUAGGAGGAAUACAUCAAUGGACUCAAAGAUUAACCACAAUACUCCUCUGACAUCCAUCACUACUAACAAGAAGUUCACUGGUUCUGCUACUAUUUAUCUAAUGUGUUUGAUCAUGUUAGUCCUAUGUUUUUUUAUGUGCUUCGGAUUGCGAAGGGGUGUAUUUCCUCAAGUGUUGUAGAUUAUCGGCGUAUUUAUAUUUGUAUAAUUUAGUGUUAUAUGUGUUUGUGUAUCUCUGUAAAUAUCGCAUCUUUUGAGCUUGUAACAAGAUUCUCCAAUCAGUAUGAAUUGGAUUGCACUCUCUUUCAGCCUAUGGUAUUAACGGCUGCUUGUUUUGUCUUA
Dioscorea cayenensis subsp. rotundata (Guinea yam) is the source of this 2379-nucleotide messenger RNA. Its product is annotated as protein NTM1-like 9. The record is from RefSeq and is a predicted model, not a curated record. The transcript is spliced from 7 exons. Bases 68 to 2218 code for a protein of 716 amino acids. Gene Ontology annotation, molecular function: DNA binding. Gene Ontology annotation, biological process: regulation of DNA-templated transcription. NCBI's taxonomy places the organism in Eukaryota, Viridiplantae, Streptophyta, Magnoliopsida, Dioscoreales, Dioscoreaceae.